CGAUCAUACCAUCAUCUCCUUCUCGGGGAGUUCCCACCAGGGCCAUAGCAUCCAUUCGCUAUGUUCCCUUCUCUCCCCUCCUCUCGCCCCCUCUUCCCGCUAUGCCUCCUGCUCUUCUUCUUCCUCCUCAACCACUCCCCUCCAGCCGCCGCCGACCUCCUCGCCCAAAAAUGCGGCAACACCGGCAACUACACCACCAACAGCACAUACGCUUCCAACCUCAACAUCCUCCUCACCUCCCUCGACUCCAACACUUCCCUCUCCGGUGGCUUCUCCAACUUCACCGUUGGCCAGAUCCCCAACCAAAUCUACGGCCUCGCUCUCUGCCGCGGCGACACCAACGCCUCCACCUGCCGCUCCUGCCUCGACAUCGCCACCCAGAACGCCCCCAAUCUCUGCCCUUACGCCAAAAGCGCCAUCUUCUGGUACGAUGACUGCCUCCUCCACUACUCCAAUCAGCGCUUCUUCUCAACCAUCGACACCUCGGACGAGAUCUGGAUGUAUAACACGAACAACAUAACCGACCCCAGCCAGUUCGACAAUCUCGUCGGCGUGCUCAUGAACAGGAUAGUCGACUGGGCUGCCUCCAACUCGACCAAGAUGUUUGCGACCGGGGAGAUGUUGAACUCCACCAACUCUCCUCUUCCGACGAUAUAUGGUCUGGCGCAGUGCACUCGGGACCUGUCGAGGAGCCAGUGUCAGCAGUGCCUCACCGGCAUGCUUGACCCGCUACCCGCCGCGUUUAAGGGGAAGCAGGGAGCGAGGGUGCUUGGAGGGAGCUGCAAUUAUAGGUACGAGAUAUACUCCUUCUAUGAAGGGACACCGACGCUAAGGCUUCAGUCGUCGCUAGAGGCAGCACCGGCACCGGCGCCUCCACUUAUUACUCCGCCCGGAACAGAACGAAAGAAGACAAAUGUCACAGGUCUGGUCCUAGCGAUUGCUAUACCUCUAGUAGCUGCAAUCUUUCUGAUCUCCAUAAUUUGCAUUUGCUUCUGGAGGAGGAGGAAGCCAGUUCUAAGAUUGCCCUUGGAUGGGACUCGCUCGGAGGAGAUUGCAAGUGUUGAGUCCCUGUUACUUGAUAUAUCUACACUACGAGCUGCGACAGCUAACUUCUCGGAAGUGAACAAACUUGGAGAAGGUGGCUUUGGGGCAGUUUACAAGGGACUGCUACCUGAUGGACAAGAAAUAGCAGUGAAGAGGUUAUCAACUAGUUCAUCACAAGGAUUUGGAGAGCUGAGAAAUGAGCUAGUCUUAGUUGCUAAGCUCCAGCAUAGGAAUCUUGUAAGGCUUCUGGGCGUUUGCAUGGAAGAACAAGAGAAGUUGCUUGUUUACGAAUAUCUGCCAAACAGAAGCCUGGAUACGAUUCUCUUCGAUCCUAUACAGCGUGAACAACUAGACUGGGGGAAAAGGUACAAGAUCAUUGGUGGGAUUGCUCGAGGCCUACUAUACCUACAUGAAGAAUCUCAGUUAAAAAUUAUACAUCGGGAUUUAAAAGCCAGCAAUGUCUUGCUAGAUGCAGAAUUGAACCCAAAGAUUUCAGACUUCGGUUUGGCUAGGCUUUUUGGUGGAGACCAAACUCAGGGCACCACGAGCCGAGUUGUUGGAACAUUUGGAUACAUGGCACCAGAGUAUGCCAUGCGUGGGCACUAUUCUAUCAAGUCAGACUUAUACAGUUUUGGCGUUCUCGUUUUAGAGAUCGUGUCUGGGAGAAAGAACAGUGGUUACUCGGAUUCUGAAUUUGCUCAAGACCUCCUGAGCUAUAUCUGGGAGCGGUGGACGGAAGGAACAAUUUUGGAGAUAUUGGACCCAUCUUUAGGCAACCAUUGCCCAAGAAGUGAAGCCUUAAGAUGCAUUCACAUUGGAUUAUUAUGUGUCCAGGAAAAUCCAUCUGAUAGACCCAACAUGUCACAAGUUGUUGUGAUGCUCAGCAGUAACUCUGUGUCUCUCCAAGCUCCUUCCAGACCGGCGUUUUGCAUUGGAAAGAGCAGCAUGGACUCAGAUGUUUAUUCAAAUGAAUUCAAUAUGUCUAGAGGUGCAAAUGACCGUUCUUCGAGCAAGUCAAUACCAAUGUCACCAAAUGAGGUGUCGAUUACAGAACUUGAACCAAGAUAGACAUAAGAAGAUAAGAAGAAUAAGGUGGCUAUCCUAGGACUUGGACCAGUAUCAUUGUGUACAUCAAUCCAAUGCUCUAACCAUUGGUGCUGGGGUUAAAUUUUUCACGCAAGAGAAGGUUUGAUCUUCUUUCAAGAUGUCAACCAUCCGAUUACCUAUUUGGCUUUGAGAGUUGUGGGAAGGAGAUAACAAAGACAGCAAGAGUGAACCUGAUGUGAUGGUUUCAUCAUCUUUAUUAUUAUUAUUAUUUUUUUGGCAUCCAAUCACAAUGGGCGAACACAGAUGGAGAGAUGAUCAAGAAGCUCUCCACCCUCACUGGUUUUUCUCCAUAUAUUAAAGCAGAUGAACAUGUGUUCGAGUAAAAAUGCACAUAUAUUAAAGCACGAGUAUGUUGGUGGCACAUGCAGGUUGUGCUGAUGAGAUUGUGCAGGUAUGCAUAAAUCACACUGUUUAAGGUAUGCAUAAAUCACACUGUUUAAGGAUUGUGGUUAUGAACAAGAUGUGACUGAUCCCAUUUGCAGUAUUGUUAUAGAUGGCUACUGGGGUGCAGCCAGAUGUAGAUACAUCAUUGCAAGCAUGUGUAGAAGUGAUCAUGCCCGUUCA
Molecule: messenger RNA, 2715 nt
Organism: Elaeis guineensis (African oil palm)
Lineage: Eukaryota; Viridiplantae; Streptophyta; Magnoliopsida; Arecales; Arecaceae
Source: RefSeq, a predicted model, not a curated record